Prunus persica (peach) is the source of this 1068-nucleotide messenger RNA. Its product is annotated as F-box/FBD/LRR-repeat protein At1g13570-like. The annotation marks the transcript as partial. Gene Ontology annotation, molecular function: protein binding. NCBI's taxonomy places the organism in Eukaryota, Viridiplantae, Streptophyta, Magnoliopsida, Rosales, Rosaceae. The record is from RefSeq and is a predicted model, not a curated record. The transcript is spliced from 2 exons.
UUGGCUUUUGCUUUCAUUAUUUUGACGUUGAUUUUUUCAUUUUUGUUUGUUUGGGUCAAGGGUUUGGUGGAUAGAAUAAGUGAGUUAGGUGAUGGAAUACUUGGAGGAAUAGUUUCUCGCUUGCCGCUAAAACAAGCAGUUGCUACUUGUGUCCUUUCCAAACGAUGGCGCUACGUGUGGUCGCAUACUAGAACCUUGAACUUUCACGAUGACUAUAGGUUCCCUGAGGAGCCGCUCGAAGCAGAGAAGCGAAAAGAGAACUACGUGAAGUUCGUCGAUGAUGUUUUGAAACACCACACAGGGGGACAUCUAGACUAUUUUCUGGCUCUUUUUGAUGUGGAAAAAGAUAAAUCUACAAAUACAACAGUAAGUAAAUGGCUCGAGUUUGCGGAGAAAGCCAAAGCCCAGACAGUUACGUUGCUCAUGUUGGUCGAGGGAGCAUACUCUGGUAGUAUGGACUUGGCCUAUGAGUCUGCCCACACAUUUAUGGGUAACUACGAGAUGAUGGAGUGUAAUGGUCUGACUGAUAUUGCACACCCUUGCAAGUACAUGGGAUUCCAGUUUCUAAAGUCUAUCCAUUUGACAGCGAUCGCCACGAUGGGAGAAGCUUUGAAUUGCCUGUUGGUAAACUGCGGAGGGUUUAGGGAUGAUAAGCUAAGAGUUGUUGGACCAUCAAAGCAAUUGAUGCACUUAGAGAUAGUGAAUUGCAGUGCCCAAGCACUUGAGAUCAAUCAUCCAAACCUGGUAUCAUUUAGUUAUGAUGGAGAUUAUAAAACGUUCUUUCUCUCGAAUGCACCUCUCCUUGCUGAGUUGGUGCCUUACCCCUUGUUUGGUUUUCAGUUCUACGGGAAUCAUGGAAAUGGAAUUACAAAAUUAGCAAAUCUCAAACAUUUGGAAGUAAAGAUUGCAGCUGAUGAGGAUUGGUGUGUCCUUCUAUUAGCUUCCUGCAUUGAGGCAUGUCCAAAGUUGCAGAAACUGGUGUUGGAGGUAUAUAUAUAUUCUUGCUUGCUAGUGAAACUUCCUAUUUAAUUUGUGUAUAGAUGGUAGUUCACUCGUGUACGCUGGAGU